Messenger RNA from Penicillium manginii, 816 nucleotides. RefSeq lists its product as uncharacterized. The transcript has a single exon. Bases 1 to 816 code for a protein of 271 amino acids. The record is from RefSeq and is a predicted model, not a curated record. Lineage: Eukaryota; Fungi; Ascomycota; Eurotiomycetes; Eurotiales; Aspergillaceae.
AUGUCAGUUCCUUGCGUCACCGAAGCCACGAGCGUCCUGGUUACGGUCUCGGACGGGUUGAUACAGAUCGGUUUCGAAAAGGAGGGGAGAAACCUAGCCGAUCCUGGCACUUGCUCGGCUUCUCGGUUGCUUACGUUAGCUUAUGGCCCACCAAUUGGAAAUAACGCUCGGAGUCACGGUCACGGACGCGUUCAGCUGAUUUCGUCUAAACAAACCAACAACGCGCUACACUUCUUUGGAACGGUCUCCGAGGGAUUAUCUGCCGGUGAUUCGAAAUCAGCAGGGGGAACGACGAUGUCUCUGAACAGAGCAAGCUCUUGGAGUAUUGGUGAGAGAUCGAUGCUCGACUUCACGGUUCCGUCGACCGACCGCCAUUUGCCAUCGUUGUCUAUUUACAGCCAACAACUCAAAGAUCUUGAUGAAUGGCUGCUGAUGUAUAUCGCCACUCUUGAGCAAGGGCAAAGUGUAGCCGUGAACCGCGGGGAGACUCUCUCUGCUUCUUAUCUGUGCCAGCAACUCGGAAGAUUAUUCACAACGGCGGAACCCGACAUGGUCCGAGGGCCUCGAAUAGACUGGAUGCAAGUUGUCUUAUCCCAAGACUCAUUGUCGUCAAAUACGGAAGAGGAUACGUACACCCUUGGAGAGUCGGUGGUGCGGAUUUCGACGCAGGACAUGGACCUCAUUUCCUCAGGCCGGCCUCGGCAAUUCCUUACACCAUGGCCGCCGACUCCUGACAUUCAGAAGGAGGUUAAUAUUUUGAGUGUUGUCGCUGAUGAACUUGGAGAUCUCAUGAGGGCCCUCACUUCUUGUAAGUAA